AUGAAUUGGGUAAAGUAUUGCAUGAAUGUUAAAAAUAAAGUUAAAGAUUUUUGGUCUGAAGGCGAUAUUAAAUCUUGUAAAGAUCUUGAUUUCUUCGCUGAUAAACUGACAAAUAUAUUAUAUGAUUGUUACCAAAACAACAAUAAACCCAUUAAAAAAAUUUUAACUUAUAAAUCUCGCUGGCAAACUCCCACUCUUCUUCAUCUUAGAAAAGUUAGCCUGAAGGCAACGUAUCGAGCAAAUAAUUCUAACUCCGUGAAACUAAAAUCUAUUGCCAAAUCAAUGUCAAAGAACUAUAAGGAAGAAUGUAAGAAAGCGAAGUUCCUAUCAUGGAAAGAAAAAAUGGAAGAAAUUGACUCCAUCAAAGAAGCUUCCAGAUUUCAAAAGAUUUUCGAGAAAAACUCUUCUUCAAAAAUAGGCUCACUGAAAAAUGAUAACGGUGCUUACACCCAAAAUCACAAAGAAAGCUUGACACUUUUGCUUGUAAAGCACUUCCCAGAAUGUGUACUAAUCAAUAAUGAGAAGGUUAAAGCACCCAUUUACUAUUCCAUGCAAAAUUGUUCAUGGACGAAUAGUCACUCCAACGCAUUAUCACAAAAGGUAGAAGCAGCCAAUAUCAAUCAUACUAAUGACAACAUUUCUAAGUUCUAUUCCUACAAAAGAUUCAAAAUCGACAUAUCUGGAACUGAUAAUAUCGCGAUUCUCAUUAACAACAAAAACUCCAUUUGGUACACGGACGGAUCCAUAAAAAAUGAAAAAGUUGGAAUCGGAAUUUACUGUCCUAAAAAGAAAUUGGAAUGGUGUAAAAGACUUCCAAAUUACUGCUCAAUUGUCCAAGCUGAAAUCAAAGCUAUUCAAAUGGUGUCAGAUUAUUACAAUGACAACAAAAUUAUGAAUGAAAAAGUUACAAUCUUCACAGACUCACAGUCCGCUCUAAGAGCGCUCAUGAAAUUUGAAAUUCAAACCGAAGUGAUGACGUUAGAAUUAUUAGGACUUCGGAAAAAUGACUUAAGAAUCGCUAUAAGCAUCCUUACUGGUCAUAGUUGUCUCAAUCAAUUCUGCAAAAUAGCCCCUGAGACCAUGAGUCACAUACUUUUUGACUGUAAAUCGCUUACCUAUCAGAGAUAUGCCAUCCUAGGACAGCGCACUAUUGACAACACCCUUGCUAACACCCUGCCCUUAAAUAGUUAUAUUAGACUCAUCAAGAAAAUUGGUCUUGACAAAUGCAUGACUAAACACAGAAAUUCUUAG
Messenger RNA from Clunio marinus, 1251 nucleotides. The record is from the annotation of a GenBank genome assembly. Lineage: Eukaryota; Metazoa; Arthropoda; Insecta; Diptera; Chironomidae.